Messenger RNA from Harmonia axyridis, 1707 nucleotides. RefSeq names its product LIM domain only protein 3-like. Gene Ontology annotation, cellular component: nucleus. Gene Ontology annotation, molecular function: transcription coactivator activity; DNA-binding transcription factor binding. Gene Ontology annotation, biological process: positive regulation of transcription by RNA polymerase II. The record is from RefSeq and is a predicted model, not a curated record. The transcript has 5 exons. Lineage: Eukaryota; Metazoa; Arthropoda; Insecta; Coleoptera; Coccinellidae. Bases 376 to 1059 code for a protein of 227 amino acids.
AGCUCACAAGCUACGAUCGCGCUAAACGCUGCCCGAUCAAAACACUCAUUCAGAGUUUGCCCGUGCUGAGGUUAGCAUCGCUUUUCCUCCGUGACUUCAGAAGCGCGCGAAAUUUUCGAAUUUCCAACGUGUGUAUGUUCUUUGCCGGUUCCAUUGGAACUUGUUGAAUAUUUGUGUGUCUUUUAUUUGAACGUGGAUCGUUUUUUGUGCUUGGAGAAGUUUGAUUUGGCAGUAGGAGAGACGAAGGGCUGUUGAUAGAACGUGUUAGCCGGGUGGAAAGACAAGACUUCACCAUUAAAGCUGUGAGUUGAUGAGGCAUUUGUGAGAUAUGCAUGAACUGUUAACAAAAUAAUAAAGAGCCGGCCUAACGGCCCCAUGAUGACAAUGGACGUGUCCAAAGCGGAGGCUCCAAAGCCUGGCUCCAACACCGGUCAACAGGAGUGUGCCGGCUGCUGCAAACCCAUAACAGAGCGUUACCUUCUGAAGGCCCUGGACCUCUACUGGCACGAGGACUGCCUGAAGUGCGGGUGUUGCGACUGCAGGUUGGGCGAGGUCGGAUCCACGCUCUAUACCAAAGCAAAUUUGAUAUUGUGCAAACGGGACUAUCUCAGACUGUUCGGUAACACAGGUUAUUGUGCGGCAUGCACCAAGGUGAUACCAGCAUUCGAGAUGGUGAUGAGGGCUAGGAAUAAUGUUUAUCAUUUGGAGUGUUUCGCGUGUCAACAAUGCAACCACAGAUUUUGUGUUGGCGACAGAUUCUAUCUUUGUGAGAACAAAAUUCUAUGUGAAUACGACUACGAGGAACGUCUAGUUUUUGCAAAUAUGGCUUACAACCCACCACCACUGUCACAUUUAAAGAGGCAAACUUCAAUACCUCCUACAUCCCUUCCCAACCAUCUACUCAACGGACAUAGAACGCCCUUACCACCCUCUAAUGGCGAUCACAAUAACAACAUGUCUGGUAAUGGUUCACUACCACCUUCUUCAAUGGCAAAUGCCCCCUUUUCAGUAUCUGGUCACUUGAAGAAUCCACCGAUGUCUUUGGGAGCUACCAGCUGAAGAUUUUAGAUUAUCUGUGAUGAAGUCCAUACAUUUCUAUAUAAAAUAUUAAUGAAAGAACUCUCAGCUUCAUCCUUGUGCAGAAAACAUGGGAGAUUGUAUACGAAUGCUGAUGAGAAUGAAAGAGAUGAAUGCUCUUCGACUUUCAAUUUCCUAUUGUAAAUAAACCUUUGAAUGCUCAACACAGUACGUAAUCUGUAAAUUAUUAAUUGUGCAAUAGAGAAACUUGGAUGAAUGAAUGAUAACUACAAGGUAUAUAAAUUCCUGGAGCUGUAGAUAAUUCUUGAAUCUCGAAUGAAAUGUAUCAUCUCGAUUAAAGGAUGAAUUUGUACAUAAUAUUGUUAGUUUUAGAAUGGAUGUUAUACCAGUAAACAUAAUUGUUUUCUAAAUAGAUGUUAUAGUUAACGAUUACAUUUCAUUUUGUUGACGUUGCCAUUUUUAUAUUAUUUAAAUUAUUAUUGAUCAUUUCAAAUUGUAAAGUAUUAUAGUCCUCGUUUUGUACAUAAUAUAACCUCAAUUACAUGUUUUCGUAUAUUACGAUGAAUAGGUGCCAAUUGGAUUCAAAUUCUACUUUAUGUAGUACAAAUUUACUGUCAAAUGUAUUCAAACUACCAAUGAUUUGACCAAAGAAAUAAAUUUUACAACCAA